AUGCCUCGCGUUUUUUCCGAUAUUCCCAGAGCGGCAGAAUUUGUGUUGUUGCGCGGAAACAUCCUGAGGCGCGGUCUCCACAAUCUGGGAAAUACGUGCUAUUUGAAUUCAACCAUUCAGUGCCUUUCCAGAAGUCCCCAUCUCCUCGAACUGAUGAGCCUCCCACUAUGCAAUAAAGCCACUUUGAAACGUCCGGAUGGGAGUGGUGUAACCAGUCUCCAGAUUGAUCUGAUCCCCAAAGAACUCAUUGCAACCGCACAGCUUACCGAUCUGGUUCUCCGUGUACGACAUAAAUCGAACGAUACGGGAGCCAGUGCAAUCAGUCCCGGGACACUGCGAAAAUUGGUCAUAGGAAAACACCCGCGUUUCAGCGGGUUCGGUCAGCAUGAUUGUCACGAAUUUCUCCGGGCUCUUUUGGAUUGUUUACGACAGGAAGAGCUAAUGAUUUGGCGCAAAGGCAUUUUGGACAAAUUUCAAUUCCACGAGAAUGCUUCAGAGGAACAGCGUCAGCUAAUUCGUGCAUGGGGCAGAGCAGCAUCGUUUGCCACGCGUGUGGAUCGAUUGUUUGGUGGUAUCAUUGUGAGCUCGCUGAAAUGCGGCACAUGUCACGAUGUGCGUACAAACUUCGAAUUCUUCUUAGAUCUUUCUGUUCCCAUCCCGGAACAGAAAACUGGUGUUGAACAAUCGCCCAAUCGUGAUACAUGUACACGUCGAGGCCCUGAAUGGGAUGACCAAGUCGUUCCGGAGUUCACACCUCAGUUCAGUGCCUGA
This is a messenger RNA of Echinostoma caproni, 771 nucleotides long. The record is from the annotation of a GenBank genome assembly. NCBI's taxonomy places the organism in Eukaryota, Metazoa, Platyhelminthes, Trematoda, Plagiorchiida, Echinostomatidae.